AUGUGGAUCUUUACGCCGCGGUGAAGGAUGGCUCCCGCCCUCUCGACCGCCUUCGUCCUCCUGUUGUUGGCCCACCUCGGCCUCGCCGCCACUAUGGUCACUGACCUCGAGGAUUACGCCGGAGACGAAGCGGAGCGGGCGGCUGGUGAAAGCCUCGUGUUUGAUGACUACCGGGGGAAAGGAUGCGUGGACGACAGCGGUUUUGUCUACAAGCUCGGAGAGCGCUUCUACCCGGGCCACUCCAAUUGUCCAUGCAUGUGCACGGAGGACGGGCCCGUGUGCGAUCAGCCCGAGUGCCCCAAACUUCAUCCUAAGUGCACCAAAGUGGAGCACAACGGCUGCUGCCCCGAAUGCAAGGAAGUCAAAAACUUUUGCGAGUACCGAGGCAAAACGUACAAAAUUCUGGAAGAGUAUAAGCCGUCACCUUGUGAAUGGUGCCGUUGCGAACCGAAUAACGAGGUACACUGUGUGGUUUCUGACUGCGCCGUCCCGGAGUGCGUCAACCCUGUGUAUGAACCGGAGCAAUGCUGCCCCAUCUGUAAAAACGGUCCCAAUUGCUUCGCCGGAUCGACGAUCAUCCCGGCCGGAAUUGAAGUCAAAGUGGACGACUGCACCAUCUGUCGUUGCCACACUGGCGAUUGGUGGAAACCGGCGCAGUGCUUGCGGCGGGAAUGCCUCAACGGGCAGUCGUCGUAGAGAGACUACGGCGGGGAUGCGAGAUCAGCCCAGGCGCAGCCCU
Molecule: messenger RNA, 739 nt
Organism: Syngnathus typhle (broad-nosed pipefish)
Lineage: Eukaryota; Metazoa; Chordata; Actinopteri; Syngnathiformes; Syngnathidae
Gene: vwc2l
Product: von Willebrand factor C domain containing 2 like
Exons: 3
Biological process (GO): negative regulation of BMP signaling pathway
Cellular component (GO): AMPA glutamate receptor complex
Molecular function (GO): protein binding
Source: RefSeq, a predicted model, not a curated record